Messenger RNA from Drosophila innubila, 1989 nucleotides. RefSeq names its product mRNA-capping enzyme (gene mRNA-cap). Gene Ontology annotation, molecular function: ATP binding; protein tyrosine/serine/threonine phosphatase activity; mRNA 5'-triphosphate monophosphatase activity. NCBI's taxonomy places the organism in Eukaryota, Metazoa, Arthropoda, Insecta, Diptera, Drosophilidae. Gene Ontology annotation, biological process: 7-methylguanosine mRNA capping; protein dephosphorylation. The transcript has 6 exons. The record is from RefSeq and is a predicted model, not a curated record. Bases 1 to 1923 code for a protein of 640 amino acids.
AUGUCUAUGUCACAGCGGGAACGGGAACGUGGCUCAGGCCCAUUACCAAACCGUUGGCUGUAUUGUCCCCGGAAAAGUGAUACAAUUAUUUCCGAGCGGUUUCUCGCCUUUAAAACACCUCUAAAUGAGUCCUUCCAAGACAAAAUGCCCAUUGAAUGCACCUUUCGUCCCGAGAUGGUAUUUGAUUAUUGCAAGACAAUCAAGCUAAAGCUGGGACUGUGGAUUGACUUGACAAACACGAAACGCUUCUACGACCGUAGCACAAUCGAGGAACGGGGUGCCCAGUACAUUAAGCUGCAGUGUCGCGGUCAUGGUGAGACACCAUCCCCGGAGCAGACGCACAGUUUUAUUGAGUUGGUUGACAACUUUAUUAACGAGCGUCCCUUUGAUGUCAUUGCUGUUCACUGUACGCACGGAUUUAAUCGGACUGGGUUUCUGAUUAUCUCCUAUAUGGUGGAGCGACUGGACUGUUCUGUAGAAGCAGCAUUAGCUGUAUUUGCCAAUGCCCGACCGCCGGGCAUAUAUAAGCAGGACUACAUCAACGAGCUCUUUCGCCGCUACGAGGAUGAGGAGGAUGCUCCCCAGGCUCCAGAACAACCCAAUUGGUGUCUGGAAUACGACGAUAGCAAUGGCAACGACGACGUCGCUGGCCAUGACGUCAGUAGAAAGCGUCGCUACGACGACAGCUGCUCAACCUCCCAACAAGCUGCGGCGGCAGCAGGAAGCGGCAUAUUUCCCGAUAAAGAUGAUGAUGCUGCUGAUGCGAGUGCAAAUGCGAAUGGGGAGGACGGCGGCGGGGAGGCAGGCGACGCCUCACAGAGCAAGAAGCGAAGACGCGAGUUGAUUGUUAAGAAUGCCGCAUUUAUGUUUGGUGUACCCGGCGUACGGCAUGUUGCUGAUCAGCCUCGUCUCACUGGGUUACAACACAAGGUCCAGGACUGGUGCAAGUGGCAAAAGAAUGGUUUUCCCGGCGCUCAGCCGGUAUCGAUGGAUAGGAACAACAUCAAGAGACUCAGCGAGAUGCCGUAUAGAGUGUCGUGGAAAGCAGACGGUACACGAUACAUGAUGCUGAUUGAUGGACGCGAUGAGGUUUACUUCUUUGAUCGCAAUAACUCAUGUUUUCAGGUUGAGAAUGUGACAUUUGUGCAUGGCAAGAACCUGCACGAACAUCUGGAUGGUACGCUCUUGGAUGGUGAAAUGGUUUUAGACAAGAUUGGUGAGACUAUAACGCCGCGCUUUCUUGUAUACGAUAUUGUUCGCCUGGCUGGACGUGAUGUACGAGAAGAGUUCUUUUAUCCGCAUCGUCUGGAUUACAUAAAAAAUGAUGUCAUAGGGCCACGUAUCCUGGCUAUGAAGCACGGCAUCAUCAAUCGCGCAUUGGAGCCCUUCAGCGUGCGCAACAAGGACUUUUGGGAUAUACGUACUUCAGCCCGAUUACUGGGUGAGAAGUUCUCCCGUUCGCUGGCCCACGAACCUGACGGCCUUAUCUUCCAACCCUCACAGCAGCCGUACACAGCCGGCGUUUGCGUCGACGUCUUCAAAUGGAAGCCACAUGAGCUGAACUCUGUAGACUUUCGACUAAAGAUUAUCACAGAGCGUGGCGAGGGUUUACUGACCAAAAAGGUUGGCUUUCUUUAUGUGGGCGGACAUGACGCGCCUUUUGGGCGCAUACAAAAGCUUACAAAGGAAAUACGUGAGCUCGAUAACAAAAUUGUUGAAUGCACGAGGAAUCAAUUUGGAAAUUGGGAGUUUAUGCGUGAGCGUAUGGACAAGAAGUUGCCCAACAGCUUUAACACGGCAGUUUCCGUCGUGGAGAGCAUUAAACAUCCUAUAACUAAGGAUUAUUUACUAAACUUUAUAGCAAAUUUCGGCUUCCGCGAUGAUCAUACAAUGAUGCCGCCACCAACCGCCCAACGACGCUAGUGAUGCACCAUAUCGACAACAUAAAGACCCACACAAUAGUAAAUAAAUAAAUCAUAAUUAUUUCAA